GUUUUACACGCGUUCGCAUUCAGUCUGCCCGCGGCGUUCGUGCCAGUCGUAUUCCGUUGCUUCUUUCUCAUUUUACAGCUUCCUUGCUAUCCGUGCAGUUUCCUUCAGAAUCGAAAAUAAUAAUCGAAAUCGAACGUGCGAAACGCGAUUGAUCACCGCACCUCCAACUCCAUUGAUAAGGAUAACGAUGCGCUUAAGAGUACGCGAGACCGUCAUUGCGAAAAGGAUGAUAGAAUUUGAAUAACGAUCGACGGAGGAGAAUUCUCAAAUGGAUGAGUCUACAAAGGCAGCGGGUAGUGAGAAGAAGCCAUCAGCUUAUUUGAAAGUGACUAAUUACCCUUCUAAUGGUAACGAUCUAGCGAAAAUUCCUAAACGAAAGCUCUCGGUAUUUUAUCGAUCAUUCGAUUUGAUCGCACCGAGCGAUCAGGAUAAAGAAACAGAAACGAUCGAAUUUCGGCGAACAUCCAGCAGCCCCUCCGUUCGGAUCGAGAGGAGCCAAGAUUCGGAGAACAAUGAAAUCACUCAAACAAGUUCUUACAAGAAAGCUUUCAUCGAUAAUUGUCGUUCAUUAAUGGACAGUGAUAAAGGAUUGAGUAAUUCUUCACCUGAUCGACUCAGUGAAAAAUGUUUGAAUAAUAAUGAAAUUUCUACGCCAUCCGCAUCUUCGACGUCGUUUAAACUACCCCAAGUCAGAGAAGGCACGAUCGUCAAUAAUUAUAAUGUAAUAACCGAAACUGCGAUCGGGAAACAUAAAUUGAACAAUAAUGGAAAUCGCAAAUCUAAAAGCACCGUUGAUAGUGUCGCGAUCGAUUCUUCCGAUUGUCGUCCUUCGACCGACGUCCAAUCGAAGAAGAAACAAGAUAACGAUGAGCGAAUCUCCUCGGCGAUCAAUCCUGUCCUUGAAAAUCCACCGGAAACGCAUCCAGCCCGGCCUCGCUGGAGCAACACCGAUCUGGUUAAGAUCAAAGAUUCGGAAUAUCCCCGCUCGUUUGUGAACGCGUCGAGUGCUGGUCGUCUCGGAAAAUAUACAUCAGUCGAUGCCGAAAUGUCGAGUCACGAGGAUAGCUCGAACGGUUCGGAUAGCGAGGACGAUUCGAUCGGAACAAGAAGCAGCAUGCAAGCGGCUUCAACGCGAAACGAUGACAAAAACGAGGGAUCAAGAUCGAAGAAGAGCAGCAUCCUCUCGCACACCUCGGCCUGUUUUUCAAUUGGUGAACCCACCGGGGAACCGGAUUCGAUCGAUGAUCGGAAUACCGAGAAAACGGAGGAUCUUGAAGAGAUUGACACGAAACGAGCGAAGCGACAAAGAUUCUUCGCUGUGAGAAGAUCCUUAUCCGAGGGCGACAGCGAACGAUAUCACCGUGCAAGACGACACUGCAGAUGCAUCAGGCAAGAAUUGUUCGAUGAGAAAGAAGAAUUUUCAGCUUUUCCAAGUUUCACCGACGGCAGGUUACGGAUAAUGGGAUUGUCCAACUUGAAAGACGCCGACAGUCUGUACAGGGAAAGUUUGUCGGAAAACGAGCUCGAACUUAAAUAUAUCGCGUUUUCGAUAGGACUUAGUACUGAUAGGAUCACCUUGCAUCGAAGAAUGGCACUGUCGCUUCGUCAACGGGAUCAAUCCGAAAGAAAUUUCACGGAUGAGAUACAGAAGAUGCAAGAAGAUAUACAGGAACUAUCGCCACUAUGUACAGAUAGGGACUCGAUAGACAGGGUUGAAAAGGUCCGUCGUCGGUUAGACACAGUUGCACGAUGCGCUCAUGGGGUAUCUUGUGCUGCUGAGACACUUGGGGCUGUGUACCAAGAGCACAGAAUCUCUAGAGCAGUUUUUAUAGCUGAUAAGUAUCUUCAGAUACUGCGCACUAGAUGCGAAAAUCUGGCUGCAGAAAUUAUGGAGACCAAGAGAAUCUUGUUGAAGAAUAAUAUUGUAAUAGAAGAGAAUUCAGGAGAAGUUGGUGAUGAUCUACCCAAAAUAAGAUACAGGAACGGAGUACCAUUUAAUAACAGAACAAUGAUAGCUAGAAGAAGAGCAAGCAUUGCAACAAUUUCGCGACCACUAUCUUCGCAAGAUAUGACAAAGGAAGGUCCACGGCAACGCAAUUCGGUUUCCGGAAGAAUGACCUUAAGAAGACCAUCGUUAUGCUCUGAAACGCAAAGCUGGGAGAGUGAAAAAUUAAAUCGAACAGACAGUUCAAACAGUGUUGCUGAAUUACGAGACAUUUCUGAGCAAACCGAGUCAAGGAGAAAUUCUGCGGAAGAGAAUAAUAAUCUUUUAAGAAAUGACCAAAGCGAUAUCACCGAUACCAUCAAUUGUAACAUUAUUACUGAUGUAGAGGCUGAAGAUCGAAUGAUUAAUAAACAGAAUUCAUUCGUAGAAUCCGAUGUGACCAAAACUGUUGAGGAACAAUUAACAUUAUGCAUACAGAUGGGCGAACUAUUACCUAGAAAUUUUGAAACAUGGGGGCUAAUGAUAUGGUCCCUGUUGGUCUUCGUUCUAGGAUAUUAUGCAAGACAGAUUACUUCGUGUUGAUGUAUGUGGCAGACUGUCCUAACUUUGUAAUACACUGUAAAGUUUCAAUAGGAAAAGUGGAAAAUUAGUGUUUCUUUGUUAUGGUGUUACAGUAUUAAAUAGUUCAUCCAAGUGUAAUGUUAUUUACCAAAACAUGCUAUAAUAAACAAUCUGAUUUAUAAAUA
Messenger RNA from Osmia bicornis bicornis, 2691 nucleotides. RefSeq lists its product as uncharacterized. The transcript is spliced from 13 exons. Lineage: Eukaryota; Metazoa; Arthropoda; Insecta; Hymenoptera; Megachilidae. The record is from RefSeq and is a predicted model, not a curated record. Bases 269 to 2527 code for a protein of 752 amino acids.